Molecule: messenger RNA, 656 nt
Organism: Puccinia graminis f. sp. tritici CRL 75-36-700-3
Lineage: Eukaryota; Fungi; Basidiomycota; Pucciniomycetes; Pucciniales; Pucciniaceae
Exons: 4
Coding region: 160-480 (106 amino acids)
Cellular component (GO): membrane
Source: RefSeq, a predicted model, not a curated record
GGGGUAUGCACAGCCAUAUCCUCCGGAGUCCAACAGUUUUCCAAACAAGGACACCUGCAAUCAACCAACACCAACCAGCCCACAUCAUCAUCAGCCUACAUACACAUACAUCGAACCAAACAAGAAGCUGCUGACAAGUCGACGAUCUUUAUAUCUGUGAUGGACAACAACCACGAAAUAUUAUAUGGAAUCGAAUCGAAUGAUGGACAGACCGACGUCUUGCUCUACUUCUUAGCCAUCUUCGUCCCCCCGGCUUCCGUCUUCAUCAAACGCCAAUGCUCGGCCGACUUCUGGAUCAAUGUCGCGCUCUUCAUCCUGGGAUGGAUUCCAGGGGUGAUCCAUGCCUGGUGGAUCAUCUCGAAAUACCCAGACACCUCUACUGCUCCUCAUCCUCAUCAGCAUUCGCAGCAUGAGAAUACCCCCCAUGGCUAUCAACCCGUGCCUAAUUACGGCUCCGUCCCGCCUCCGCCGUUCAAAUAAACCCUUCGGCCGCUCUUUCUUUCUCUUCUCCCCCUUGGACUGUUUCUUUGUUUUUUGUUUGCUUCUUCGUUCUUAGCUCAAUUUGUCUCCUCAAUUCCUGCACCUAUCCCAUGUAUUACCGUUUUUUUCUCUCCACCCCCCGCUCCCCUUGCCUACAAUAUCACCUACCCUUUUUU